AUGGACCUCUUUCCACCGCGAGUCGACCAAUCCUCUCGACCUUACCCUUCCUAUCCCUCCCGUGACCAAUACCCUCCUUCCUACCCACAUCACCAUUCCGACUCGUCUGCUGAUGAUGUACACGACACAGACGAAGGCGCUGGCAAAUCAGCAGAGCAGUCCCAAAAGUCAGAAGCAAAGCCUCAAGCAACAUUUCUGACAAAACUCUACGCGCUACUUGAGCGCACCGAAAACCAUCACAUGAUUCGGUGGGACCCCCAAGGCGAACAUAUCGUUGUAGAGCGACCUGAGCAACUUGCUUUGCAUGUUCUCCCCCAUGUUUAUCGCCAGUCCCGCUUCGCAAGCUUCUCCCGGCAACUCAAUAUCUAUGGUUUUAUGCGAAAGGUGAACCUCCGCAACGUCGAUCCCGCCAUCGACGACCCCGACGCUAGCACGUGGUCGCAUCCAACCCUGAAUCGGCAUUCGCCUCCCGAAGUCGUUGCCAAUUUCAAGCGUCGAGUACCUCCUCGACUGCCAAAACCACGGAAACGUGAUGCAGAGCACUCCCCUUCGUCGAUUCCCCCGCCUCGUUCUGCUAUCGGAAUGGGGCCAGUGCCACUGACAGUCCCUUCGACUGUUGGUCCUUCUGUUCACAAACCUGGCCACAUUGGACGUGCGCGGGGAUUUUCUGCUCCUGGGGCCUUCCCACCAAUAAUUCAAGGCUCUGGUGCAAGUGGGUGGAACGGGGGUGGUUACGCGCGAUCAGCUCUUCCUCCUUUGACUGUCCCCUCUGAAUCUCCGCAUAUGGCCCAUGGAAGCGGCAAUAUGUACCACCAUUCCACACAUUCACUCCAUCCACUCACUCCAAGCGACGAGUCACCGACAUCGCCCGCGUUCAACUCGAUGCCGCCUUACUCAGGCUCGUCACAGUACCCAUAUCCGUCUGAGCAAGGCCAGUGGCCAUCACAUAACGGCAACUACUCGAGCCACAACGGCAGCUUGUCCUCUCUUUUGAACCCCAGCAAUGGCGGUUAUUCGCGGCCAGCACCGACCAUCAACACUUCCUACCCUUCCCCAUUCUCUUCCAUGCCCAUGGAACACAGUGCGUCUUCAAUGUCACCAGACAGUCGUCCAACAACUGGCUACUCGAUGUCCUCUGUUUCUUCCGCUUAUCAGGACGACUACUCCCGCCCCAGUUCGUCCCACCACCGACCCCUAUCUCCAUCGCGCCCGCCAUCUUCGAAAGGCUCGUAUCCAAGCAGCCAACUCGGGAUCGUCCGUCGCCCUCGUCGCCACAGCCAGGUCAUGAGUCCUUAUCCAAGUCCAUAUGAGCACUCACCAGACCAACGACCCUCCUCUUCCCCGCAACCGAUCGACGACAAUCACAGCAACCUACCAAGGGUAAGGAGCAUGAUACAGCUCCCUGCUGUUGAUCCGUACAACAAUUACAACGGUGGUCAAGCAGAGUUUGCCUACUCUGCUGUCUCCGGCCCGGUUGGCAACAACGACGAUAGCAACAACAGUUGGCGCCCCAAUAACAACAGACCGUCCACUGCUGCCUCGUCUAUUUCGGCCGCGUCACAUACCUCGUCGUCGCAGGCCAACACGCCUCCUGUCCAAGAGGGUUUCCACGGAGAGACGGAUAUCAAUCGAUUCUCACCGGACUUUGGGUAUGUCGCCAUGAACGAGCACCUCCCGUCGCACCAGCAUUACGCCAAAUCGCCCAGCGGAAUGUCGCAGGACUGA
This is a messenger RNA of Mycena indigotica, 1725 nucleotides long. RefSeq names its product AGC/RSK protein kinase. Gene Ontology annotation, biological process: regulation of DNA-templated transcription. The coding region runs from base 1 to 1725 and encodes 574 amino acids. Gene Ontology annotation, molecular function: DNA-binding transcription factor activity; sequence-specific DNA binding. The record is from RefSeq and is a predicted model, not a curated record. Lineage: Eukaryota; Fungi; Basidiomycota; Agaricomycetes; Agaricales; Mycenaceae. The transcript is spliced from 5 exons.